This is a messenger RNA of Rodentolepis nana, 477 nucleotides long. The record is from the annotation of a GenBank genome assembly. NCBI's taxonomy places the organism in Eukaryota, Metazoa, Platyhelminthes, Cestoda, Cyclophyllidea, Hymenolepididae.
AUGACAUCUGCUGGAUCAGAAACAGAUUUAAUUUCAUCGGGACAAAUUAUUAAAAACCGAUGGCGUAUUAUUAAGAAAAUUGGCGGUGGUGGUUUUGGUGAAAUAUACGAGGCUCAAGAGGAAAAUUCCAGAGAAAGAGUCGCUCUUAAAUUGGAGUCUACGAAGCAAUCGAAGCAAGUUCUCAAAAUGGAGGUAGCCGUUCUUCGAAAGCUUCAGGAUAAGGAACACUUUUGCAAAUUCUUUGGCUGUGGUCGUACGGAAAAAUACAAUUACAUUGCAAUGUCUAUUCAGAAUUAUCGAGAGCGUUCUACAACGUCUCGCUCCUAUUAUUUUCCAUUCUCACAAUUAUUUCGCUGGAUAAAUGAUGAGGGUUUGAGUAGCGUCGUCUUUCCUAUCUACGAGCUGUUCACAUGCAGUGGUUUGCUAAUUUUGCAUUUGUCGGAUUUCACAAAUAAUUACGCUGUUGUGGGCACCUAA